AAAUAAAAAAAAGAAGAUAGAUAUAAAUAUUUACAUACUAUAAAUGAACGAACGUCGUAGACAAGAGGAUAAUAUUUCAAUCCAUUCUUCUGUUUCUUCAACACCUACAGAAUCCACGCCCUUGAUUCUUGGAAUCUCACAUAGCGAGAAAUAUGUAGCAACCUGGAAAAGUGAAUUUCAAUGGUUGAUCAAGAAUGCUUUACCAAUCGUAUUUACCUUUUUAUUACAAAACUCACUUCAAAUGGCCUCCAUCUUUACACUUGGUCACUUGGGUCCUACAGAAUUAGCUGCCGCAGCACUUGCCAGUAUGUUUGCUAGUGUUACUGCAUGGAGUAUUGCCUUUGGUACUGCUACUGCUCUCGAUACAUUAUGCUCUCAGGCCUGGACAGGUGCCAAAGAUAAAACUUUGGUGGGUGUACAUUUACAACGAGCCUUGUGUAUCCUUGGUCUGAUGUUCAUUCCUAUUGCCUGUGUCUGGUGGAAUUGUACCUCCCUCUUAUUGAGUUUAAAUCAGGAUCCUCAAUUAGCUGAACAAGCUGGUCUGUUCUUGCGUUGUUUGAUGUUGGGUGCUCCUGCUUUUAUUGCCUUUGAAGCCACCAAAAAGUAUUUGCAAGCUCAAGGUAUUAUGCAAGCCUCUACCUUUGUCUUGAUGUUUGUUUCUCCUCUUAAUCUCGUCCUGAACUAUACCUUUGUAUACCUGCCUCCAUUCGAAUUGGGUUUCAUGGGAGCUCCUUUGGCCACUAGUUGCAGUUAUUGGUUGAUGUUGACCUUAUUGGUUUGUUAUAUUAAAUUCGUAAAGGGUAGUGAAGCAUGGGGUGGAUGGACUUCAGAAUGUUUAACAGGUUGGUGGCCCUUCUUAAAGAUCUCCAUUCCUUCUCUCUUGAUGAUCACUGCCGAAUGGUGGGCUUUUGAAUUAUCUUCUUUGGCUGCCAGUUACUUGAGCACCCGAGACCUUGCUGCUCAAUCCAUCUUGUUAACCUCUGCUUCUGCUUUAUAUACCAUUCCUUUCGGUAUCUCCGUUGCUGCAUCCAACCGUAUUGGUAACGCAUUAGGUGAAAGUAAUGCUAACAAGGCCAAGAUUGCAUCGCGUGUAGCCUUUUUGUUUGCGGUAGUAUUUGGUGCCAUGAACUCGACCUUCUUCAUGUUGGUACGACACAAGUUUGGGUAUAUUUUUACGUCAGAUGAUGAUGUAGUUGCACUUGUAGCAAAGAUUAUACCCUUGGGAGCGCUCUUCCAGAUCGCAGAUGGCUUAUCAGGUGUAUGUGGUGGUGUUAUCCGUGGUAUGGGUCGUCAAUCAUUUGCCGCUUGGGUCAAUUUGUUUUCUUACUAUGUCGUUGCAUUGCCCUUGGGUUAUUACUUGACAUUUGUAUUGGAUUGGGACUUGGCAGGUCUUUGGAUUGGUUUGUGUUUAGCCUUAUUCUUAGUGGCUUCUGGAGAAGUCAUGUAUUUGUUAUGUGCGGACUGGAAUACAGAAGUCAAGAGAACUCAGGAGCGUGUACAUGCCGACGAAGAUCAUCUUCACGAAACGCUUAGUCACUUUGAUGCCUAAAGCUCCAUAUUUUUACCCUCUAUAUACAUAAUUUUUACUUAGAAUUUUAAUUUUUCUCACACCCCCUCAUCAGCAUUUUAAACCAUAUUAUACAAAUAAAAAUAAAAAGUGUUUCCAUUGUAUAACGUCA
Molecule: messenger RNA, 1679 nt
Organism: Mucor mucedo
Lineage: Eukaryota; Fungi; Mucoromycota; Mucoromycetes; Mucorales; Mucoraceae
Product: mate-domain-containing protein
Exons: 2
Coding region: 44-1549 (501 amino acids)
Biological process (GO): xenobiotic detoxification by transmembrane export across the plasma membrane
Cellular component (GO): membrane
Molecular function (GO): xenobiotic transmembrane transporter activity; antiporter activity
Source: RefSeq, a predicted model, not a curated record